GAUGGUCUUGGGUUGAUUAAAACUGCUAGUGAGAUUGAGGACAUGGCUAUGCAGGUUGACUCCACUGGUGGAAUUUAUUUUGUGCCGGCAUUUAAUGGAUUAUUUGCUCCAUGGUGGCGUGAUGAUGCUCGUGGAGUUUGUAUUGCCAUUACAAGGUUUACAAACAAGUUUCACAUUGCUCGAGCUAUGCUCGAGAGUAUGUGUUUCUAGGUGAAAGAUGUGUUUGAUUCAAUGCAUAAGGAUGCAGGGGAGAAGGGUGAGGUCAAAAAUGAGAAGGGGGAAUUCUUGCUUAGGGUGGAUGGUGGUGCUACUGUUAACAACCUUUUGAUGCAAAUUCAGGGUAGCCCAGUGGUAAGACCAGCUGACAUAGAGACAACAGCUCUCGGAGCAGCCUAUGCUGCUGGGUUAGCUAUUGGGGUUUGGACAGAAGACGAAAUUUUUUCUUCUGGGGAAAAGAAGGAGAAAGCUACCAUUUUCAGUCCAACAUUGCAAGAAGAUCUGAGGCAGAAAAAGGUGGAGUAUUGGUGCAAGGCUGUUUCAAGAUCUUUUGACUUGGCCGAUCUAUCCUUGUGACAAACUCUUCAUUUUGUUAUCUUGCUCGCCUUUUCAUUUUAUCAUUUUCUCCUUCCGGUUAACUUUCUAUAAUGCUUAUGGUGAAGUUUAUAUCAUAAUAAAAUGUUGAUUUGGGAGUAUCGCCACCAUUGCAUCAUCC
Messenger RNA from Camellia sinensis, 712 nucleotides. RefSeq names its product glycerol kinase-like. Gene Ontology annotation, molecular function: glycerol kinase activity. Gene Ontology annotation, cellular component: mitochondrion. The record is from RefSeq and is a predicted model, not a curated record. Lineage: Eukaryota; Viridiplantae; Streptophyta; Magnoliopsida; Ericales; Theaceae. Gene Ontology annotation, biological process: phosphorylation; glycerol metabolic process; triglyceride metabolic process.